AUGCAUUGUUCGCCAGUGCCAGAAAGAAGCAGGUACCAAGCGGCGCCGGGAUGGCUCCAGAGGUCUGAUCUCUACAAUCUGAAGAAGAGAGGAAGAGUCGCCCAUCCUCAGGACACACUCAAAGACACAGCCUUGGCCAGAGGAGACCCUAUAAGAGCAGCCCUGGUAACUAACAGCACUGAGGUGUCUAACCGCCCCCGCUGUGGCGUCCCUGACUACCCUAUGCUGAAUGAUGUCCUCUACAGGGGGAAACACAGGCAGAAACGCUUUGUCCUGUUCGGGGUGCGCUUGGAGAAGACUGACCUCACCUACAAAGUGGUUCGCUUCCCCUGGCAGAUGAGUGAGGACAAGGUGCGGCGUGUCCUGCAGGAAGCACUGAGAGUGUGGAGUGAGGUCACACCCCUCACCUUCACUGAGGUCAGCAGUGGAAAGGCUGACAUUGUCAUCGACUUCACCAGGUACUGGCAUGGAGAUAACCUGCCCUUUGACGGGCCUGGGGGCAUUCUAGCUCAUGCCUUCUUCCCCAAGACCCACAGGGAGGGCGACAUCCAUUUUGACUAUGAUGAAGCAUGGACCCUUGGCAACUACAUGGGCACAGACCUCCUCCAAGUGGCUGCUCAUGAGUUUGGACAUGUUCUGGGCCUGCAGCACUCCCGGGAACUGGGUGCAGUGAUGUCCCCUUAUUACAGCUUCUCCUAUCCCCUGGAGUUGAGCGAGGAUGACAAGCUGGGGAUCCAAUACCUGUACGGCCAUCGUCCACAUAUCCUGCCCCCACCUCCACUAUCACCACCGCCACAAAUCCCCACAGAGACCAAUGAGAUCAUUAGUAGUAUCCCUGACGUCUGCCAGACAGACUUUGAUGCUGUGUCUAUGAUCCGUGGGGAGCUGUUUUUCUUUAAAUCAAGCUAUGUGUGGCGCAUUCGGGAGGGGCGGCUGGAGGCGGGCUACCCCGCGCUGGCGUCCCGCCAUUGGAGGGGGAUUCCAGAGAGCAUUGAUGCUGCCUUUGAAGACCAAUCAGGGAGUAUCUGGUUCUUUCAAGGUCAAAGCUACUGGGUGUUUGAUGCAGAGAGACAGAUCACAGGGCCAGAACCUGUGCGGAGGCUCGGCCUGUCAGUCUCCCACAUCCAGGCAGCCCUGCUCUGGGGCCAGGACAGCAGUUACAACACCUACUUCUUCAAGUCAGGCAGCUACUGGAGGUUCAGCCCCAAGGAGAACCGCGUCCACUCUGUCUACCCUCGCAACAUGCAGGACUGGAGCGGCAUCCCCAGUGAUGUUGACGCAGCCUUCAAGGACCAAUACGGCUAUGCCCACCUUAUCCGAGGGAGGCAGUACUGGAAGUUUGAUCCUGUGGAGAUGAAUUUACUAGAGGGGUAUCCUCGCUAUAUUGGAAUGGACUUCUUUGGUUGCCUAAAUGCAUGA
Messenger RNA from Salvelinus namaycush (lake trout), 1419 nucleotides. RefSeq names its product matrix metallopeptidase 11a (gene mmp11a). The coding region runs from base 1 to 1419 and encodes 472 amino acids. The record is from RefSeq and is a predicted model, not a curated record. Gene Ontology annotation, cellular component: extracellular matrix. Gene Ontology annotation, molecular function: zinc ion binding; metalloendopeptidase activity. The transcript has 8 exons. NCBI's taxonomy places the organism in Eukaryota, Metazoa, Chordata, Actinopteri, Salmoniformes, Salmonidae. Gene Ontology annotation, biological process: collagen catabolic process; extracellular matrix organization; proteolysis.